UUCGGAUCUUUUCUAUAUUUUAGUCGGGCCUCCGUAUCCAUACAAACAAAAAAGAGAAAUGACUUCUCCCACUUCAAAAUCCCAAGAUUCAUCACCUUCCGCACCAAAACCGUCAAUCCCAUGGAAGAUCAGGCUGGCCAUCUCAUUCCUCUCCACCCUCACGGACCUCUCUUGCCGCUCCGAUGGCACCUUAAACCGCCGCCUCCUUCGCUUCCUCGACAUCCAAGCUCCUCCCAACCCCAACCCUAUUAAUUCCGUCUCAUCCUCCGACAUAAAAGUGGAUCCCUCCCGCGAUCUAUGGUUCCGUCUCUUUUCCCCCUCCGGCUCCCUUGUCUCGGAUUAUACCAACCUUCCGGUUCUCGUUUUCUUCCACGGAGGCGGCUUCACCUUCCUUACCCCUUCAUCUAAAGACUACGAUGCUGUUUGCCGGAGAUUUGCUCGUAAACUCCCUGCCUUCAUCAUUUCGGUUAACUACCGUCGCACUCCCGAGCACCGCUAUCCCGCUCAAUAUGACGAUGGAUUUGACGUUCUCAAGUUCCUUGACGAAAACCGCGAAACUGUACUCCCAAAAAAUGCUGAUCUGUCACGUUGCUGCUUAGCCGGGGAUAGCGCCGGUGCCAACCUGGCACACCACGUGGCAGUCCGAGCAUGCCAGACAGGAUUCCGAACGGUGAAAAUAAUCGGGUUAGUUUCGAUACAGCCAUUUUUCGGAGGCGAGGAGAGGACCGACUCGGAGAACCGGCUGGUCGGUUCUGGGUUGUUGGUAUCGGUUUCCAGAACCGACUGGUGCUGGAAAGUCUUCCUACCAAGCGGUUCGAACCGGGAUCACCCAGCAGCAAACGUGAGCGGGCCGAAUGCGGUCGAUAUUUCGGGUCUGGAGUUUCCGAAGACGGUGGUGUUUGUGAGCGGGUUUGACCCGUUACAGGAUUGGCAAAGGAGGUACUAUGCGUGGUUAAAGAAAUCCGGAAAAGAAGCAACUUUAAUCGAAUAUCCAAACAUGAUUCAUGCUUUCUAUGUUUUCCCAGAAUUGCCCGAGGCUACCAAAUUAAUCAUGCAGGUGAAGGAAUUCGUUGGUAACUGCAUUACGGAUGCUGCAUGAAAUGAAAUGUAAAACGAAAUAGAUCCCAAGGCUCAGACUUAGUGGUUAAGGUUAUUAAUUAGUGGGAAAAAUACCUCAUGAGUUAUGUGCUCAAACCUCUUGAAAUUUUCUUCCCCAUUCUCUCGUAGCACUAAAAUAUGUACUAAUUACUUUAUAUUAAGAGAAAUAAGAGGAUUCGUGUUGA
Molecule: messenger RNA, 1283 nt
Organism: Rubroshorea leprosula
Lineage: Eukaryota; Viridiplantae; Streptophyta; Magnoliopsida; Malvales; Dipterocarpaceae
Source: the annotation of a GenBank genome assembly